Lynx canadensis (Canada lynx) is the source of this 1371-nucleotide messenger RNA. RefSeq names its product histo-blood group ABO system transferase. Lineage: Eukaryota; Metazoa; Chordata; Mammalia; Carnivora; Felidae. Gene Ontology annotation, biological process: carbohydrate metabolic process. The record is from RefSeq and is a predicted model, not a curated record. The transcript is spliced from 7 exons. Gene Ontology annotation, molecular function: glycoprotein-fucosylgalactoside alpha-N-acetylgalactosaminyltransferase activity. The coding region runs from base 23 to 1081 and encodes 352 amino acids. Gene Ontology annotation, cellular component: Golgi apparatus; membrane; vesicle.
GGCGGCCGCGGGACACGGAGCCAUGGCAGGGUUGCUGCGGACGCAGGCCGGGAAACCAAAAUGCUGCUCACUUCGUACUGUGAUCUUCCUCCUGAUAAUACUCGUCUGGGUCCUCUUGGGGGCCGGUUUCCUGAACCUGAGGAACUCGAAGCUGGGGAGGCAGGUAGGGGCCAGCGAGGUGGGUGGAGAGCUGGAUGGCCCGCAAGCAGUGACACUGUCCAGGAUGGUUUACCCCCAGCCCAAGGUGCUAACACCCUCUAGGAAAGAUGUCCUUGUCCUCACCCCUUGGCUGGCCCCCAUCGUCUGGGAAGGGACCUUCAACAUUGACAUCCUGAAUGAGCAGUUCCGGCUCUGGAACACCACCAUCAGACUAACGGUGUUUGCGAUCAAAAAAUACGUGGCCUUCCUGGAGCUGUUCCUGCAGACGGCGGAGAAGCACUUCAUGGUGGGACACAGGGUCACCUGCUACGUGUUCACCGACCGGCCGGGGGAUGUGCCCCGCGUGCCCCUCGGGGAAGGGAGGCAGGUGGGGGUCCUGGAGGUCCGGAGCUACUCGCGCCGGCAGGACGUGUCCGUGCACCGCGUGGAGAUGAUCCGCAACUUCUCCCGGCGGCGCUUCCUCCACGAGGUGGACUCUCCGGUGUGCGCGGACGUGGACGUGAGGUUCCGCGACCACGUGGGCGUGGAGAUCCUGUCCCCGCUCUUCGGCACCCUGCACCCCGGCUUCUACGGGGCGGCCCGCGAGGCCUUCACCUACGAGCGCCGGCCGCAGUCCCAGGCGCACGUCCCCAGGGACGAGGUCGACUUUUACUACGCGGGAGGCUUUUUCGGGGGGUCGGUGGCCGAGGCUCUGCGGCUCACGUCGGCCUGUCACCAGGCCACGGUGGUCGACCGGGCCCACGGCAUCGAGGCGGUGUGGCACGACGAGAGCCACCUGAACAGGUACCUGCUGGACCACAAGCCCACCAAGGUGCUGUCCCCCGAGUACCUGUGGGACGAACAACUGCUGGGCUGGCCCGCUGUCAUGAAGAAGCUGAGGUAUGUGACCGUGCCCAAGAGUCACCGGGGCAUCCGGGACUGAUGACGGGCUGGCCUAGUGUCCGUCAGGGGUGCCACCCUGACCCCAGCCGUCAGAGCGGAUGGCCUGUCGCCGCUCCCUUUCUCUGUCCGGUCGCGGGACAUGGCCGAGGCCCGGCGCCGCCCGCAUCGGGCACGGGCACAGUUAGGCUUGACCGGGGGCCUGCCGGGGGGCGCGGCUCCAGCAAGACCCCUUGCUCUUCGGGUUCCUGGUCAGAGUUGAAAUGUCGCUUGCAGCCGCGGGCAGGACGUGAAGGUGAGGCCGGAUCAGGACCCCCUUGGCUGGCGCCUGGC